AUGGGUAUUCAUAAGCUAAUGACUCUCAUUUAAGAGAAGGCGCCAAAGGCUGUUAAAACUAUAACUCUUGACUAUUUGACUGGAAAAGUUAUUGCUUGUGAUGCUUCUAUGGCUAUCUAUCAAUUUUUGAUAGCUACUCAAACUAUGAAGUAAGGAAUGGGAAUUGGUGAACUGAGAGAUGACAAGGGCAAUCUUACUGGCCACUUAGUUGGAAUGUUUCAUAGAACAAUCUAGUUCUUAGAAAAUGGAAUUAAGCCCAUUUGGGUAUUUGAUGGAAAACCUCCUGAUUUGAAAUCAAAGGUGCUGGAAACAAGGAAAGAAUAAAAAGAAAAAGCUACUGAAGAAAAGAAAGCUUUUCUAGAAACUGGAGAUCUUGAAGGUGCAAAAAGAAUGGCAGGAAGAUCUGUUAAGGUCACUUGGGAUAUGAUGAGAGAUGCGAAGAAAUUACUUAGAUUAAUGGGAUGUCCGGUAGUAGAAGCACCUGGAGAAGCUGAAGCAUAAUGCGCAGUUAUUGUGAAAAAUGGCUAGGCCUUCGCAACUGCUUCAGAGGAUAUGGAUGCUUUGACCUUUGGUACCAAGGUCUUGCUAAGAGGUUUCAAUAGCAAAAAGGAACCAAUUAUCCAGAUAGAAUUGGAUGAAGUCUUAGAGGGAUUCAAUAUGAAUUAGGACUAAUUUAUUGACCUCUGCAUUUUAUGCGGAUGUGAUUAUACUACAAAUAUUACAGGUGUGGGUCCUGUUAAGGCCUAUAAGUAUAUUUCAGAAUAAGGUGGUGUUAUUGAAAAUGUAUUGAAGAAAAUUGAAAAGGAAAAUAAUUAUCCUUGGAAAAAGAAAAAAUAUCACAUUCCCGAAAACUUUUACUAUAAGGAAGCUCGAGAACUGUUUAAAGUACCGGCUGCUGAAAGAGAUAAAAAGACGAUAGAUGGAAUGCUAAAGUGGACGAAACCAGAUGAGGAAGGGCUAAAAGAAUUUCUGAUCUAAUAAAAGGGUUUUAGUGAGAUCAAAGUAGAUAGUGGUCUUAAGAAGCUUAGAGGAUGUCAAGGGAAAACUAACUAAGCAAGAUUGGAUUGCUUUUUUAACUAAGGUUAGAAAAAGACUUCAAACAGUUUUAAGAAGGAUGAAAAAAAUAAAGGAAGUGCUUGCAAGGAGAAUACCAAUUCCCAUAAUAAUACUUAUUCAAAGUGGUACAAUGAUCCAUUUAGUAUUCCAGGAAAGUAAAAGCCAGGAUCUAAUCCUUUAGCUAAAAAGUAGAGCUGA
Stylonychia lemnae is the source of this 1254-nucleotide messenger RNA. The record is from the annotation of a GenBank genome assembly. Lineage: Eukaryota; Ciliophora; Spirotrichea; Sporadotrichida; Oxytrichidae.